This is a messenger RNA of Lichtheimia ornata, 2742 nucleotides long. RefSeq lists its product as uncharacterized. Gene Ontology annotation, biological process: positive regulation of rRNA processing; positive regulation of transcription by RNA polymerase I. The coding region runs from base 1 to 2742 and encodes 913 amino acids. The record is from RefSeq and is a predicted model, not a curated record. The transcript has 8 exons. Gene Ontology annotation, molecular function: protein binding; RNA binding. Gene Ontology annotation, cellular component: nucleolus. Lineage: Eukaryota; Fungi; Mucoromycota; Mucoromycetes; Mucorales; Lichtheimiaceae.
AUGGUGUCAACAACAGUACCAGCAAAGAACAAAGCGGCUCGACCACAACCCAAUGGCAAGGUGCCCGCCAAAGCCCCAAAGAAAAAAGAUCUCGUCAACAGCAAACCAACAAAAAAGGCAGCACCAUCGCGAUUGUCACAGCAUGAAUCGUUAGUGGUUACCAAGCGAACAGGUGGCCGAUUCAGUGAGCGUCCUAUCGAGUUUACAAAGGAUUCGAGAUAUUUGUUUGCAUGCAUUGGUUCCUCGGUCAAGAUUUGCAGUGUAGCUACUGGCUCAGCUGUCAAGAUGCUAUCGAAGGCUGGUUCACCCGAUGCUCACACUGAUCAAAUCACUCGUGUCUUCCUCAACCCACGCAAUCCAUUGCAACUGUAUACCGCUAGUUUGGAUGGUACGAUCAAGCUCUGGGACUACAAUGACGAUGUGCUUUUGAAGACGAUUCGUAUCAACAAGCCUGUUCAAGAUAUGGCAUUUGGCUCCGAUGAACCCGAUUUCAUGUAUAUUAUUGCUGAUAAGAAAUCCGAGGAUAAGAAGCAGAGCCAGCUAUUCCGUUAUUAUCUUGGAUCGGAUGAGACGUUAGCAAAGAAGCGCCGUCAGCAUGUGAUGGAUGUUCAAAAGUUCAAGGAUCUUGAUGUCUCUAAGGAUGGGCAAUACGUUGCUGUGGCUGCUGGUUCUUCGGUGCACGUUUGGGAUGUGAACGGCAAUAAUGGAUCAGAACAUCAGAUUUACAGAUGGGAUUUUUCACCUGUGACCAAAGUGCGAUUCAAUCCUACUGCUGCAUGCUUGGCUGUUGGUGAUGUUGCUGGACGAAUCAUUCUCAACCAUUACACGCCUCAAACGAUGCGUAAGCCUCGUACGACAACUCAUCACUGGCACAGCAACGCCGUCACUGCACUCGAAUUCAUGCAAGAUGGUCUUUAUAUGAUCAGUGGUGGUAGCGAAGCUGUAUUGACGUUUUGGCAAUUGGAUACGGGUCAUAAGCAAUUCAUGCCACGUCUUGGCGGUGAAAUCAUGUCUAUUUCCAUUUCUCCCAAUCACAAGUACUACUGCGUGGGUUUAGCUGACAACUCCAUCCGAUUGAUCAAUGCUAUUUCGCAAAAGAUUGAACAAAUCAUUCAAGGCGUGCAACUUCAUCCCUCUGUGAGAAAUGGCAAUAGCAUUGUGCGCACAGGAUUGGUUGUGGAACCUAGAAACCACUACAUGGUAUUGAAUGGCAUUCGGUCCAGCGUGCAAUUCUUCAACUGCGUGUCGGAUGUACACAUUGCCGAUGUGGAGGUCUCUCCUUCCAGUGCAGUGUGGCGAUCAGGCGAGAAGCGACAUAUACCUUCCGAAGUUGAACAUGUGGCAUUCUUAUCGAGUGGCGAAUGGAUGGCAACCGUGGAUAUGCGUAACGAUAACGUGACAACAAUGGAGCAGCAUCUCAAGUUUUGGCAGUGGGAUCCCAACACACAAGCUUAUGUACUCCACACACGUGUUGACAAGCCUCAUUCAGGAGCUAUUACCUCGCUUACUUUCAACCCAUCGACACGUCAUGGUCCCAUGGCAAUCACGACUUCCAAGGAUAAGACGUUCAAGGUGUGGCAUUUGACAUCACAACUUGGUAGAGCAUAUCAAGAAGGCGAGGUUGCAUGGAAUUGCCGUUCGGUUGGCAUGUAUCGCCAUGAUAUCCCUCAAUCAGCUGCAUUCUCCGCAGAUGGCAGUAUUUUGGCAGUUGCCUUUAAAUCCAUUAUUACCAUCUGGGAUCCUUAUGCCAAUUGCAUUCGUCAAGUCUUGGCUCAGCCUUCUUCUGAACCUAUUUCCACAUUACGUUUCGCUGGCGAUAGUCCUUAUUUGGUGGCCGCAUCUUCUGGAUUUUUCGCUGUAUGGAAUAUGCUCACUUGUACUGUUUGGUGGAGUUACAAGUUGUCUGCAAGCUAUAUUGCCGUAGAUAAACAAUCGUCCAAGAUUGCUAUCGCAUGCAACCAACGCUUGAUGGAUAAGUCGCUUAUUGUCACAUUUGAUGCCAAGUCGGCAGUACCUUUGGCUAUGCACAAGGUGGAUGAAGCAUGUAUAGGCCUUGCAUUCUUGUCUCGUGAUUCGGUGGAAGGUGGAAAGGCACACAGCGACAUUGUGUACUUGACAUGUCAAUCGACAUUCCAUAUUCUCUCUCCCAAGGCAACGGUUGCCAAGGAGACAGCCGAACAGGUAGCCACAUCUUUGGAUACUGCACCCGAAAAGAAGAUGCUCGAUGAUAUGUUUGGUUCGCGUAAGCAACUUCGUCAAGAAUUGGAAGAGGAAGAGCGAUCUCGAGUACAAACGGCAACCAAAUUACGACAACAAGCCAUGCAAAGAGAAUCUGCUGAUACUGCUGCACGGCCACACAAUGAUGAACAAGGUGCAGGAAUGUCUGUAUUGGGUGCACCAAGCCAUGUGUUGCCAAGUGUGGAAUCCGUCUUUGAAUCCUUCAUGGGUGCAUUCAUGGAACUGCGGGUCAGCAAAGAAAAUGUUGAUGAUGGAUUGGAUCGUCGGGUCGAAGACAUGGAUGUGGAUCAAGAGCAACCCGAAUCUCAAGAUGAUGAAGAUGUUUCCCCUUCACAAGAAUCACUUGGUGAAAUCCCAUCAUUAAGCACCUAUUUUACAAGCAUAUCCAAUGCCAAGGAAACCAAUGGAGUAGCAAAAGGCACAGCAGCAAAACAAGACGCAUCACCAUCAUCAUCUGAAAGUGAGGAUUCAGAGGACGAGGACCCAGCUGAUAUUGAGUGGUAG